CCCAUAUCCUCCCACAACCUAUUCAAAAGCCUGGGGCAACGAAACAUACUAGGCCAACUCUUCACAGAAUGGAACCCGUGCUCGUGAAAACCCCAACCUCGAUGCCAAGAUAUGUCGAUUGGUCGUUGCUAGCCAUUGAGGCUGGGGUAUCUGAGUCAAUGCCUCGACUAAGCCAAGAUACCGCCUGGAGGAUUCCCAAUUUGGGUUCCCUCAGCAAAAACGUCCCGAAGUUCAACAGGGAGAUCCAUGAUACCUACCAUUAGAGGACAGAGAAAGGCUCGGCCCGUUCGAGUUGUAGAAAAGAAAAGAAGCAGUUCGCACAGUACUUUAGCGCCCCACCGUGUUGGAGUAAUCGUCCUUGUCCUCCAUUGUAUCGAUCUAAAGGUCAAUGUACGGCAGGGAUAGGCUCAAACACCAGAGAUCAAAAAUCUACAACUUACAGGCAGAGAACUGCCCAAUACACAGUUUGUCUUACUACGACUUGUGACAGGCGCGAUCAGAGACCUGGGGUUUCCAUUUGAUCCCGAAGGACCGAGUCGCAAGUACCAUGCAACAGUGCAGACUAUCG
Messenger RNA from Aspergillus pseudonomiae, 568 nucleotides. RefSeq lists its product as uncharacterized. Lineage: Eukaryota; Fungi; Ascomycota; Eurotiomycetes; Eurotiales; Aspergillaceae. The record is from RefSeq and is a predicted model, not a curated record. The coding region runs from base 69 to 263 and encodes 64 amino acids. The transcript has a single exon.